Messenger RNA from Carlito syrichta (Philippine tarsier), 1648 nucleotides. It is a transcript of the gene OLA1, whose product is annotated as Obg like ATPase 1. Bases 46 to 1236 code for a protein of 396 amino acids. Gene Ontology annotation, cellular component: cytoplasm. The record is from RefSeq and is a predicted model, not a curated record. Lineage: Eukaryota; Metazoa; Chordata; Mammalia; Primates; Tarsiidae. The transcript has 11 exons. Gene Ontology annotation, molecular function: ATP binding; GTP binding; ATP hydrolysis activity.
UCUCUCUCUCGCUGGGACCCCGUGUCAUCGCCCACCCCGAGCACGAUGCCCCCCAAAAAGGCAGGGGAUGGAAUUAAACCACCCCCAAUCAUUGGAAGAUUUGGAACCUCUCUGAAAAUUGGUAUUGUUGGAUUGCCAAAUGUUGGGAAAUCUACCUUCUUUAAUGUGUUAACCAAUAGUCAGGCAUCAGCAGAAAAUUUCCCAUUCUGCACUAUUGACCCUAAUGAGAGCAGAGUGCCUGUGCCAGAUGAAAGAUUUGACUUUCUUUGCCAGUACCACAAACCAGCAAGCAAAAUUCCUGCCUUUCUAAAUGUAGUGGAUAUUGCUGGCCUUGUGAAAGGAGCACACAAUGGGCAGGGCCUGGGAAAUGCUUUUUUAUCUCAUAUUAGUGCCUGUGAUGGGAUCUUUCAUCUAACUCGUGCUUUUGAAGAUGAUGAUAUCACACAUGUUGAAGGAAGUGUAGAUCCUAUUCGAGAUAUAGAAAUAAUACACGAAGAGCUUCAGCUUAAAGAUGAGGAAAUGAUUGGACCCAUUAUAGAUAAACUAGAAAAGGUGGCUGUGAGAGGAGGAGAUAAAAAACUAAAGCCCGAAUAUGAUAUAAUGUGUAAAGUCAAAUCCUGGGUUAUAGAUCAAAAGAAACCUGUUCGCUUCUAUCAUGAUUGGAAUGACAAAGAGAUUGAAGUGUUGAAUAAACACUUAUUUUUGACUUCAAAACCAAUGGUCUACUUGGUUAAUCUUUCUGAAAAAGACUACAUUAGAAAGAAAAACAAAUGGUUGAUAAAAAUUAAAGAGUGGGUGGACAAGUAUGACCCAGGUGCCUUGGUCAUUCCUUUUAGUGGGGCCUUGGAACUCAAGUUGCAAGAAUUGAGUGCUGAGGAGAGACAGAAGUAUCUGGAAGCGAACAUGACACAAAGUGCUUUGCCAAAGAUCAUUAAGGCUGGGUUUGCAGCACUCCAACUAGAAUACUUUUUCACUGCAGGCCCAGAUGAAGUGCGUGCAUGGACCAUCAGGAAAGGGACUAAGGCUCCUCAGGCUGCAGGAAAGAUUCACACAGAUUUUGAAAAGGGAUUCAUUAUGGCUGAAGUAAUGAAAUAUGAAGAUUUUAAAGAGGAAGGUUCUGAAAAUGCAGUCAAGGCUGCUGGAAAGUACAGGCAACAAGGCAGAAAUUAUAUUGUUGAAGAUGGAGAUAUUAUCUUCUUCAAAUUUAAUACGCCUCAACAACCUAAGAAGAAAUAAAUUUUAGUCAUUGCUCAGAUGAACGUACAACUUCUAAAAGGCAUAUGGUUUUUUUUUAAUUAAAAUUUCUGAAAACUGAAGGGACAAAUAAAGUUGGGGAGAUGGGAAUCUUCUACAAACAAAUUAUUUUUAUUUGUUUUAAAAUUAAAAUACUGUGUACCUCCAGUGAAAUGCAAGUUUACUCAGUGUGAACAGCUUUGCUUUUCACGUGAUUAAGGCCCUCCUCCAAAUUGUAGAAGCUUUUCAGGAACCAUAUUACUCUCAUGAUACUUCAUUAAUCUCCAUCAUGUAUGCCAAGCCUGACACAUUUGACAGUGAGGACAAUGUGGCCUGCUCCUUUUUGAAUCUACAGAUAAUGCAUGUUUUACAGUACUCCAGAUGUCUACACUCAAUAAAACAUUUGACAAAACCA